AUGGCUCCCUCCAAACGCAAGAAGUCUGCUGCUGCUGCUAACGCUGCUACUGCUGCUGCUAUGGAUUCCUUGCCUGGCAACCUCAAGUCCGCCAACCCCGGCCCACGCCGUUCCGCCCGUCACCUGCCCGAAGUUAACCCCGUUCCUGUUCCCGAAUCGGGCGCCACAAUGUGCCCGGCCCCCGGCCAAGAAGCAACCGAUGAGCCCUCCGCAAAGCGCCGACAUGUAAGCCGCAACAAGGUCGAGGCUUUCCAGGAGGGCGUGCGCAACGCUGUAAUAGAGCUCAGCGAGAUGGAGAACCGUCUACAAAACGCCACGAGAACGUCCCGCCUGGCCGUCGAAGCGAGCUCUAUCGCCCUCCGCAGCGAUGCCGGCCGAUCGGAAGAGACUAACUUCCGUCCCCGGCUGAAAACGAGACCAACCGACCCCGAAGAUCGCGCCCGCAAGGACGAAGAAGAGCGAUCCGGCACCCCCAAUAUGGACGCCGCCCCAAUCAAUGGCCCCGAUGGCGAGGCCGCCAUCUGCGACGUCGAGGACGACAAAAUCCGUGAGGAAGACGCCCCCGAGAGGGGUGCAGCACGAGAGCCCCCCGUCAACAGCGCAUAUUUGCCUCUGCCAUGGAACGGCCGAUUGGGUUAUGCUUGUCUCAAUACAUACCUUCGCGCUGCUAACCCCCCAGUCUUUUGCUCGCGGACUUGCCGGAUAGCAUCCAUCCUGCAACAUCGCCAUCCUCUCGCAGACCCGAACCAACCUGAACACGCAACCAAAAAUAGACCCGACGAUACCCAGCCCGCCGAUAUCCGCCGCGGACAGGAGUACGUCCAGGAACUUGGGUUGGCGAAUGCCAGGGACAUUCCCAAAAUGCUUCGAUGGAACGACAAGUACGGCAUCAAGUUCAUGCGCCUCAGCUCUGAAAUGUUUCCAUUUGCCAGCCACGAGGAAUACGGCUAUAGUCUCGCCCCUUUCGCUGCUGACGCUCUUGCCGAGGCGGGCAGAGUGGCCGCCCAGCUCGGGCAUCGGCUUACGACCCAUCCGGGCCAGUUUACGCAGCUAGGUUCGCCUCGCAAAGAGGUCAUCAACGCCGCGGUCCGCGAUUUGGAAUACCACGACGAGCUGCUCACGCUGCUCCGCCUUCCCGAGCAGCAGGACCGGGAUGCCGUCAUGAUUUUGCACAUGGGCGGCACCUACGGUGAUAAACCGGCCACCCUGGACAGGUUCCGUACCAACUAUGCCAAAUUGUCGCCUUCUGUCAAACGUCGCCUGGUCCUGGAGAACGAUGACGUAUCGUGGUCUGUCCACGACCUCCUUCCCAUAUGCGAGGAACUGGACAUUCCUUUGGUUCUCGACUUUCACCACCACAACAUUGUAUUCGACUCGAGCCAGCUACGAGAGGGCACUGAAGACAUCACUAAACUUUUCGAUCGUAUUCGCGCGACGUGGACCCGCAAGGGCAUCCGGCAGAAGAUGCACUACAGCGAAUCAUGCCCUGGUGCGGUCUCGCCGCGUGAUCGAAGGAAACACUCGCCGCGUGUACGCACAUUGCCUCCUUGUCCUCCUGACAUGGACCUUAUGAUCGAGGCCAAAGACAAGGAGCAGGCAGUUUUCGAGCUCAUGCGCGCCUUCAAGUUGCCGGGAUGGGACACGUUCAACGAUGUUGUGCCAUAUGAGCGACUGGACGAGCUUCGCGCUAACAAGGCCGGAAAUGCUAAGAAGGACAUCAAGAAGCCGCCCAAGAAGUCGAAGAAGAGGGCCAAGAAUGACGACUACGACGACGAAGACGACGACAACAAAGGCGAUGGCGAUGGCGAGAAUAAGGCGGCAGAGCCUGGGCCUAUGGAUGUUGAGGUGUCGACCAUUUCUCCUGAUGAAUUCGGGAUGGGUGGGCCUCAAAAUAGAGUGUACUGGCCCCAGGGCAUGGAGGAGUGGUUGAAACCCAAGAAGAGAGAGGUGAAGAGGAGCAAGUCGACCAAGGUGAAAGAAGAAGUCGCUUAG
This is a messenger RNA of Colletotrichum higginsianum IMI 349063, 1992 nucleotides long. RefSeq names its product UV damage endonuclease UvdE. NCBI's taxonomy places the organism in Eukaryota, Fungi, Ascomycota, Sordariomycetes, Glomerellales, Glomerellaceae. Bases 1 to 1992 code for a protein of 663 amino acids. The transcript is spliced from 2 exons. Gene Ontology annotation, molecular function: endonuclease activity. Gene Ontology annotation, cellular component: mitochondrion; nucleus. Gene Ontology annotation, biological process: response to UV; nucleotide-excision repair; mitochondrial DNA repair. The record is from RefSeq and is a predicted model, not a curated record.